This is a messenger RNA of Telopea speciosissima, 1059 nucleotides long. RefSeq lists its product as uncharacterized. The record is from RefSeq and is a predicted model, not a curated record. The transcript is spliced from 2 exons. The coding region runs from base 1 to 1059 and encodes 352 amino acids. Lineage: Eukaryota; Viridiplantae; Streptophyta; Magnoliopsida; Proteales; Proteaceae. Gene Ontology annotation, molecular function: nucleic acid binding; RNA-DNA hybrid ribonuclease activity.
AUGGGUCCUCGAUUAACUUUUGGAAAGACUGCUGGUUUGGGAACACCUCCAUUGCCAAGGCCUCUGGAUUGCCAGAGGACUGGUUUCAUGACAAAAAGACGAAAGUCUCAAAAUCCAUCAAGGACGCCUCUUGGUCUCUACCUCAGGUGCGUGCUUUGUCAACGUGAAUCUGAAUACCUCUCCUACUUGUUCUUGGACUGCGAUUUCACACAAUCCCUGUGGAAGAAAUUCAUGGAUAUCUUUGGGACUCAUUGGUCAAACGUGUCAUCCUAUGAGGAGUUAAUAGCUUGGUGGAUUUUGAAAUCUAAAGUGGUGCCUAUGCCAAAUGCUUGGUCGGUGGGGGUAGUGCUUAUUCCGUUCUUAAAUUGGGGGGAGCGAAAUAACAGGAAGUUUGAUGCAAGGGACAGGUCGUUGGCUGCUUCUUUCCUUGCUCUACUAAAUCUAUUCAAGGAUGUUUCAAUCUCCUUCAAACGUCAGGUGUCUAAUUCACAAGAUCUGAUUUGUGCUCGCACAGUUCACAUUCCCUUAAUUCCAAAGCCGGCUCAAGUAAUUCGGGAAGUGUGGUGGUGUAGACCACCCCUUGGCUGGGUUAAGUUGAAUUCUGACGGGUGUUCCCUUGGAAACCCAGGUAGGGUUGGUGCUGGAGGUAUCUUGCACGAUGACCAUGCAGUCCCUAUCGGAGCUUUUGGCAUUUAUUUAGGGGUCUCAAAUUUUUUGGCAGAAUUUUGGGCCAUCCUUCAUGGUAUCCUCCUUGGUAAGGAGAAGAAUGUGUGUCGGUUGUGGAUUGAGAGUGAGUCUGCAGCAGUCCUGAAGGCUAUCCAAACCCAUCUUAUUCCCUGGAAGGUGCAGCAGCUCUGGCUUUCCCUCCAGCCGUUCCUGAACUCUAUUCAAUGGAAGAUUAGUCAUUGCUUCAGGGAAGCAAACCCAGUGGCGGAUUUCUUGGCCAAACUCUCGGCUAAGGGUGCUUGUUCUUUUGUUUGGAAUUCGGAUUUCCUGGCCCCCUUGAAUGGUUGGCUGUUAGAUGAUGCACUAGGGCAUCAGAGAUUCAGAUUUGGUUAG